This is a messenger RNA of Gigantopelta aegis, 4000 nucleotides long. RefSeq names its product sodium/calcium exchanger 2-like. NCBI's taxonomy places the organism in Eukaryota, Metazoa, Mollusca, Gastropoda, Neomphalida, Peltospiridae. The transcript has 8 exons. Gene Ontology annotation, biological process: calcium ion transport; cell communication; transmembrane transport. The coding region runs from base 915 to 2618 and encodes 567 amino acids. Gene Ontology annotation, cellular component: membrane. The record is from RefSeq and is a predicted model, not a curated record. Gene Ontology annotation, molecular function: calcium:sodium antiporter activity.
AACCUUUGUCAUUUACAGAUCAAUAUAUAAACAUGUUUUUGAAAGUAACAAAAGUAUGUGUUGUGAAGGAGGGGAGAUAAACUAAGCUAUUACAUACAGAUAACUAAUUAUUUAGUGAAAUGUUUUAUUUAUUGCAAAAGUUACUGGUUUAAAAUUGUUGUUGGCAGAUUCAGAAUUGUCCUAGAUAACACAUUCUUAAGUUCAAGCCUUGAUUUAUAAAGUUUGUUUUGUUUAAUGACACCACUAGAGCACAUUGAUUAAUUAAAUCAUUGGCUAUUAGAUGUCAAAAUGUGGUAAUUAACUCUGACGGAGUCAUGGAGAAAAAACCUGUUACAUUUCCAUUAGUAGCAGGUGAUCUUUUAUAUGCACUACUUUCCCAGACCGGAAAGCACAUACUACAGCCUUUGACCAGUUGUCCUGGUUGGAACAAGAAAACAUUAAUUUAUUGACAUAAAAUUAUUAUUAAACUGAAAAUUAUAUAAAGACAGACAAAGGCAGUCCUCAAGGUUUGACGCGAGCAAUUGCUCCUGCUCACAUGUGCUCGCGCAAAACUAUUUCCACAUGGGCAAAAAACUGCUCGCCUCAUCACACACCGAUAUCGUUAAUAUAUUUACUGGGAGCAAUUGCUCUAUUACAUAAUUUCUGGAGACCAGUUUCUUGCUCACCAUCACUUUUCAAACCAUAAGCACUGCAAAGGUUAUUAAAUACUGGAUUUGCUAACGAAUUUACUCCUUGAUAUUAUACUCUCACUCUCAGUUCAGUUUCUAAACAAAACAGAAUUACCAAUGGCAGAUCCAGAACAUACAUUCUGGAAGGGAUUCCUCGCAUUCUCAAAUGUAAAAAAAUUAAAAUAUAACUGUAGCAAAAUUUAUAACCACUGAUUACUCUAAAUGCUUCUAUCUUAAAUUUGCUAAAUGUCUUGUUUGUUUGAUUGUGUCAGAAUCUUGGGGCGCAUACCAAAUCUUCCUGAAGAAGAAGCUGCUAAGAUUGCUGCCAAGUCACUGAUAGGAAAAGCAUCACAUAGUCCAGGCUGGUAUAGAAUCCAUGCCAUACGGUCCAUGAUAGGUGGCAGAAAACUCAUCCCACAGGUCAAUCCAUCAUACAGUAAAAUAUAUGAAAACAUUGAAGGUUCUAAAGAAGGUAAACCCAGUACAGCAAAGGACAAAGGCCUAGACGCAAUCAGACCAGUCAUCGAGUUCUCUGCUUCAGUUGUUGAGGUUGUGGAAGAUGAGGGCAUGGUUAGGGUUGGCAUCCACAGAUCUGGCAAACGCGAUGUCGCGGUACAAGUCAGGGUUCAGACCAUCAAUGGCACUGCACUGGCUGGCGAGGACUACAAGGCAUUUAAUGAAAUCAUCAAGUUUGCACCAAAUCAGAUUCUUCGUCAUGUUUUCAUCACAAUCACUGAUGACUUUGAGUGGGAGCCUGAUGAGUUCUUCUUUGUUAAGCUGACUACAGAACCUGGUGUUGAUGUCACUAUAGGCGGCAUUUCUGUAUGUCAGAUCACCAUCAUCAACGAUGACGAACCUGGUAUUAUAAAGUUUGCGAAACCAAAUCUGAUUGUCCAAGAGAGUCUGUUGGUGGUGCAUAUUCCAGUCCAGCGCAUUAAUGGAUCUCGCGGGGCAGUGUCAGUGAAGUGGAAAACGAAGGACAUAACAGCUAUAGAUGGAGGAGACUACAUUGGUGAAGAAGGAGAACUCAGGUUUAACAACCAAGAGACUAGCAGGGAUAUUAUAAUAAAACUCUUUGAAAAUAGUAAAUCAGAACGUGAUGAGUGUUUUCAAAUUGAUCUGCUGGCGACUACAGGAGGUGCACAGCUGGGAAGACCAAUGAAGGCUAUCAUCACCAUAGUGAAUGAUGAUGAAUACAAUGGUUUGGUAUCCCGGAUUUUGAACAUGACGAAGGCAAACCUCGAUUACCUACAACUUGAAGAUUGUACGUACGUCUCUCAGUUUCGUAAUGCUAUGAAUGUUAAUGGUGGAGACCUACAAAAUGCAACCUUUCUUGACUACAUCCUCCACUUUGCCACAUUUUUCUGGAAGAUAAUGUGUGCAUUUGUUCCUCCACCACGCUAUCUCGGAGGUUGGGCAGCAUUUGUUGUGUGGCUUGCUCUGAUUGGUUUCCUGACUGCAUUAAUAGGUGACCUUGCUGGAUUGUUUGGCUGUUUGAUUGGUCUAGAGGACAGCAUCACUGCCAUCACACUGGUUGCCCUGGGAACCAGUAUGCCGGACCUGUUUGCCAGCAAGAAAGCAGCUGUAAUGGAGAAGUCGGCCGACAGCAGCGUGGGCAUCAUCAAUGGCAGUAACUGUGUGAACGUCUUUCUAGGGCUUGGUCUGUCUUGGGUUAUUGCUGCUGUCUACUGGAAUGCUAUAGAGGGUAAAGACUUCGAAGUACCACCUGGGUCUCUUGGCUUCAGUGUAGUUCUCUACACACUGGCCGCCGUCAUUGCCUUGUUCCUUCUCGUACUACGGCGGUUUCUGGGGGUGUUUGGGAAGGGUGAACUCAGCGGUGCCGUCAUACCCAAGUACCUGUGUGCCACUCUCUUCAUCUUGCUGUGGGUCUUGUAUAUUCUGUUUUCAUCACUGGAAGCCAUGAAGAUUAUCAAAGUUCAAAUUGGGUGAAAAAGAAUAACGUUUCUGCCCAAGUGGGGUAAAAUCUGUCAUAUAGUAGUUUUAUUUAUUUUAAUAACCAUUUAUGAAGUUUACAGCAGGUUAACAAUUGCCUGGUCCGAGGUCCCUGACCAGUUGUAUCCAAUGCAGGGCCAACAUUUAUAUGUACGUGUUGGUUUGUAUUGGUUUGGUGGACUGCUGUAUUCUUUCAUCUAUACAUGUAGCUUCCAAGUUUAUCCAGAACAGCUGUGCCAUACUCCUUACAAAUACACAGAAAUGGCAUCUGUCAUCAUCGAUUGUUAAUCUGAUAUUGAGCCAAGGGUCAGAUGUAGUUCAGUGUGGUACACUCUGUUAAGGUGUGAUGGGUCAUAGGAUUGAUUUCCCUCAAAAAUCAUGGUAUGUACUGUCCUGCAUAUGGAUCAAAUAUAGAAGUCAGAUCCCUAGCUGGCAGGUGAUUUUCUUUUCUCUAUUGAUCAAGUGUCAAACUGGCCAUAUGAUAGACACUAAAUAGACAGGCCAUAUGAUAGACACUAAAUAGACAGGCCAUAUGAUAGACACUAAAUAGACAGGGCUGAAUGCAGGCUUUGCAAAUUGGGCCCCCAGAGUUUGAAAUGUGCUGAGAUUCUGUUUAACAAAGACUUCUUUCCUUCCCUUCACUCUGUUAAGGUUGAAAAAUACAGAAAACUCUAUCAUUAUAAAUCAGUGUAUUAAAAACAACACAAGUUAAUUUUCUUGUAACUUUAUUCUCCAUGCAUCAACAGUUGUAAACCAAGUGAGUAGUUAAUAAAGUAAACCCACUACGUUCUAGAGUUGUUUAGCUGUUGACUACGUAUAUGACACUAAUUUGCAGGGGUAAGAAGCAAAAACAAAAAACCCAAAUAUAAGUGAAAUGAAAAUAAUGGUUAUUAUAGCAGGGGAAAAUGAAAGUUAGUUCAAAAAUCUUCACGUAAGUUUAUUAUCUUAUGUGAGUUUACUCUGUUAGCAGAAUGGAUUUUAUUAUUAUUUAUUAAGUAAACACGUUAUUUACUUUAACAGUUCAGUAUUACAUUAGUGCAUGUGAAACCUACAGCAAUAUGUAGAUAGACUUAACAGUUCAGUAUUACAGUGAUAUGUAGAUAUCUACCACAAUAUGUAGAUAAGACUUAACUGUUUAAUAGUACAUUAGUACAUGUGAAAUACUACAUUGUAACAUACAGCGAUAUGCUUAACAGUUCAGUGUUACAAUUGUGCAUGUAAAUCUACAGCGAUAUGUAGAGAAGAUUUUAAAGAUUUAACCGUUUAGUAUUACAUUAGUGCAUGUGAAAUACUACAUUGUAACCUACAGCGAUAUGUAGAUAGACUUUAACACUUUAGUAAAACACUUCAGUAUUACAUUAGUGCAUGUGAAAUCCUAC